This is a messenger RNA of Wasmannia auropunctata (little fire ant), 606 nucleotides long. Its product is annotated as histone-lysine N-methyltransferase SETMAR-like. NCBI's taxonomy places the organism in Eukaryota, Metazoa, Arthropoda, Insecta, Hymenoptera, Formicidae. The transcript has a single exon. The coding region runs from base 1 to 606 and encodes 201 amino acids. The record is from RefSeq and is a predicted model, not a curated record. Gene Ontology annotation, molecular function: nucleic acid binding.
AUGCAAGAUCGUCGAUUGACUGUUAAGGAUAUUGCUGAGGCUUGUGGGAUAUCAUCAAAACGGGUGCACAAGAUUUUACAUCAAGAAUUAGAUAUGAGAAAAUUAUCCGCGCGCUGGGUGCCGCGCUUGUUGACGAUCGACCAAAAGCGCAUACGGGUGGACAUGUCGCGCGAGUGUCUUAGCCUGUAUCAAAAAAAUCCAGCGGAAUUUUUGCGGCGAAUGAUAACCGUCGAUGAAACCUGGGUACAUGACCAUACGCCUGAGAUCAAACAACAGUCAAAGCAGUGGUGUGCGGUGAGGGAACCAACUCCGAAGAAGGCAAAGGUCGUUCUCUCUGCAGGAAAAAUGAUGGCGACAGUUUUUUGGGAUUGCCGUGGAAUAAUUCUUAUCGAUUACCUUGCAAAGGGUGAAACAAUCAACGGACAGUACUACGCUGCAUUACUGGAUAAAUUGAAGGCCACAAUUAAGAAAAAACGUCCGCAUUUGGCCAAGAAAAAAAUCCUGUUUCACCAGGAUAACGCUCAGGUUCACACGUGCAUGGUCGCAAUCUCAAAAUUGAACGAAUUGAAGUUUGAAUUGCUUCCGCACCCUACUCGCCAGAUCUAG